Molecule: messenger RNA, 4362 nt
Organism: Amphibalanus amphitrite
Lineage: Eukaryota; Metazoa; Arthropoda; Thecostraca; Balanomorpha; Balanidae
Product: angiopoietin-related protein 7-like
Exons: 1
Coding region: 162-1538 (458 amino acids)
Source: RefSeq, a predicted model, not a curated record
CUGCCGCCAGCCUGCGCGCCGGUGGAAGCCGUAGUGCCCGGUGUGUCCCUCCGAGCCCACUGAGCGCCGGCCCGAGUCUGCCGCUGAGGCUCAGAGUCGUUCGUAGGUCGGGGCUGACCAGAGAGGCCGUCCCCUGUCGUCCUCAGAGGGUCGCCGCAGCCAUGUCGCCCCUGCUGCCAGCAGUGGUGGCAGCUCUGCUGACGGCGGCAGCACUGCCAGCGCAGUGUUCUGUCCAGCAGCAGCAGCAGCAGCAGCAGCAGGUCGCAGCGGGACUCUACAUCACUCCUGAUGAGCUGUGGCAGCUUGUUGAUCGUGCCGUCACCGCCGCCAUUCAGCCGCUGACCAUCAAACUGGACAGCCGCAUCGACACGCUGGACUCCAGACUGGAUGUGCUCGACGCCCGACUGGACAGAGUAUUCGAACAGGAGCGCAAACAGGAUUCUGAGAUUGCAACGGUCAGGUUGCAACUGGGAGACGUUGAAAAACGUCUGAGUGAUCACAACCUUCAACUACAAGGACAGCAAACCAAAGUUGACAACCAUGAACUGCUGCUGAACGUGACGCCAUCGCAGUUAGGAAUCGCGGAGUCCCGACUCGAUGAGCAGGUAUUGCGACUCCAGAAACAGGACUCACUAAUUGGUCGACUCAGAUCGAGAAUCGACUCGCAUGAUUCGCGCCUCGACAGCCAAGCGUCUCAGGUCAGCCUCUACGAAUCCUCUAUUGGUAAACAUGCAUCUCGAAUUGCCGAGCUGAACUCCAGUCUGGAGACGCUUCAGAGCAGGACCGGUGGUCAGCGGGCGCGGAUUGAUGGGAUCACCCUCCGCCUUGACGCCGCUCAGAAUGCCUCGACCGAUGGUGACUCUGUAGCCCGGGACUGCAGCGACCUACCGGUCGGCUCCCAGAGCGGCAUCUACCUGCUGCGGCCCGGUCUGGGGGCCGCCGGAGAGGUGCCCGCCUACUGCGACCUGGAGACGGACGGCGGACGGUGGACCGUCAUCCAGCGCCGGGCGGAUAUCGAGCCCCGCGAGGACUUCUACCGGAACUGGACCGCCUACAGGGAAGGAUUCGGAGAGCUUGAUAGCGAAUUCUGGUGGGGCCUCGAUAACAUGUGGACUAUGACAUCACCAAGAGAUCGGCGAUAUGAACUGAGGAUUGACUUCGGGGAUUUUCAAGGUGGACGGAGACAUGCACUAUACCAGAACUUCCGCAUCUCCUCUGAAACGGAUGGAUAUCGACUUCAUGUUUUCAACUACAGCGGAAAUGCAGGGGACUCGCUAACUUACCACUCAGGACAACGAUUUACAACAAAAGACAGAGACAACGAUGGUAGUAGUAAAUCUAACUGUGCCAAAUUCUAUGAGGCCCCUUGGUGGCAUAAGAAAUGCCACUUUUCCAGCUUGAAUGGCAAGUAUCUUUCCGGUGAGCACAAACAAAAAGGUCACGGUGUCGUAUGGGACGGCUGGCGGGGUAGCGACUAUUCCCUGAAAACGGUCACCAUGAAGAUUCGUCCCACCAGGAUAGCUCUGAAUGAUGGAUAAACAGCGGCACGCCAAGUGAUUCUCCACGCUUCUGUGCUUCAUUUUGAUUUUUGACUCGUCGUUGUUUUAAAGCGUUAAAAAACGCGCAGGAAUUGAUAGACGCAACGCACGUAAAAUGCACGAAUAUGUAAUAUUUACCUGCGCCCCUCUGGGACUCCUGGAUUUCCACGCCCUGCUCGGGGCGGAGGGUUGUUUAAACACCCCCUUCUAAUUCGGCUCCUGGGCCAUGCGAUACGGGGAAGGCAACGUUCAAAAGAGCGUCAAAACUUAUGACGAAAAAAUUUCAGUCAGUUUUGUUCAGGACUCAGGUCAAAGGUCAGGUUACCAGAGGUCAUUGAAGACCAAAUUUCGCCGAUUUUCAGGUCGAAUAUCUUUUUCAAACAAGGACAAUAUCAAACAAGCCGACGCAUAACUCGGAAACUGAUAGAGCUACAGCGUCCUGGAAAAGCGCAUUUGAUAGCCCUACUAGCGCUCCUUCUGAGUAUCCCGCUCAGAUUUGAACUUACGUGAUAUUGAAAUGUUUUGCCUGCAGGGGACAAUAGCUGCAAAAAUAGACGAUUUUUUUGCGGAAAGCUUUCUGCAAUAACUUUUGAUUCAAACGCUGCACGAGCUUACGGCUUUUACCUGCAUCGUGUCCCUCUAGUCAAGACGCAUCGAAUGUACUACAACUAAAACUUGCCCUUGAAAGGUCAACUUGUUAAUUUGACCUCAGUUCAAAGUGAUGACAUCCACCUCGGCAUCGUCAAGCUGAACACAUUUAAGGCGUUUUCAUCGCUCUAGCAUGCCUCUGUCAAAAGUUAUUCGCGAAAAACUGUUAGAUGCCUUUGGGACCUGGGAUGACCUCAGGGCAUAAACAGGGAUCAUGGGUGCCAUUUUCACGUUCAGUGUGUCAUGUUUACCUAUGGACCAAUAGAUACAUAUUCGCGAAAAACCACAGGGGUCACCCCCCCCCCCCUUCCAGCAGGGCGCGGGUUAAUAAUGAUGAAUGAAAUGAUCCUGGCGGAUCCACGGGGCACUUGGGGCAAUGCUCCCCGCAGCGCCGAAUUCAACAAAAACUUGUUUUUCGACAAUAAAACGAAAACUUAACCUCUAUGGAAAGAAUCUAAAGUACGAAAAUGAAGCGUCGGCUUUGAAAAAAAAAAAAAACGCUAGGGCGAUCGCUUUGCCCCGGUCUCCCCUACUGGUGUUGAACAGUCGGAUUAAUUUUACAACUCUGUUCGUAAACAACAGAUGACGGAAACUGCUGCCGAUUCUCGUUCACUAAAUCUCACCAUCUCCGACAGCAGAGACAGGUGUAAAAAUAAAGACAUCAGGUGAGUGCUCAACGCGGUCAGACAGUCACCUCUCCAUGACCUGUGAGAGCCUGCCAUGGAGCAGUGUCCGCUCCCUGGGGGACGGGGGGUGACUACAUCCGGCAGGCGGGCCUGCGGUCAACCACUUCCCUCAUAUCCGUGUCCAGUGGGAGGCAUAUAACACCGCCGCUGCAGGCUUACUCCCUACUCUGCACAGAGCUCGGUCCAGACAAGCGUCGUGGCGUGUCGUCUCGCUCACUCCCCGAAUAGGACGUCGAGAUUCGUUUCUCUGAAGUACCCCGGUGCAUCACCAGAUAUCCAGCUCGCCGGAGAAAAGUCGUCACCUCUGCCGAAGUUCACCUCCUCUCUCAAUCCCUCUUCCUCUCUAUCCCUUCCUCUCUCUAUCCUGUACCAGCCGUCGCGACAGCCAUGCGCGCCUGCCUGCUAGCGACUACUAUCUUACUAUUAUUCUUCCUCCCUCGCCCGUCAGUCGAGUACAGAGCCUACCGCCGCCACCCGGUCACAUAUCAUCGCCACGUGGCCCCCGUCGCUUCUUCCCGUAUUUCCUCCCUCGCCUCUGCCCGUCCUUUUCUCUCCUCUCCCCUUCUUCCCGCCUGCGCCAGCCCGACUGCCGUGUGCUUUACCAGGUGGAUAAAUCAGUGUUACAGCGACCAAGACUGCCACCAGAGAGGGUACCACUGCUGCCGCGCGCCCUGCAACAACCAGUGCCACAGGCUCGGCUAGACCGAGCUGACAACGUCGUCAGGUGGACGUGGCAAUGUAACAACGGUUGGAAGUACCCUGUGACAAGUGCGACAGACUCGGCUAGACGGAGGAGACACAUGUCAUCAGGUGGAAGCAUCAAUGUAACAGCGUGUAGAAGUUCUGCAACAGCUAGUGUCUGAGACUUGGCCAGACGGCGGAGCUGACAAAUGUGAUCGGCUGGAAGUAACAAUGUAGAAAUGGUUGGAGUAAGCAGUACCAUCAGAGGCAGCUGGAUGGAUGCGACGCACAUCACGGGGGGACGGAUUCUGUACACUCUGCUUCCACAAAUGGGUACUCAGAGCUGACCAACGUCAUCAGGAGGAGAUACGGCGUCAUCGGGUGGAGAGAUGACGUCAUCCGCUGGAGAAAUGACUUCAACGAGUGGAGAGAUGACGUCAGCGACUGAGAAGAUAAGGUGUCGUCAGCGGACAAUGCGGUGCUGGAUUCGGAGCUUGACGGAGUGUGUGCACUGUGCAGCUUGUCGGGCUGCCAACGUCACUUCAGAUAGAGAUGUGUCAUCAAUUUAAGAAAACGUGACGCCUCAUAUAACGAGCUCACCAGAUGUGUCACCAGCUUUUAUAGGGUUCUGAGUUCUCCAAUCAGAAUGGUUUAACUGGCAUUGUAAGACAAGUUGAGUUGACGGUAAUUACCUGACUCGUGCCUUGGAUCACACUGAAUGCACUGGAUCACACCCGCGUAAUAAGGUUGUCGUUUUGUCUGGAUGUCAAAUCCUUUGGUUUAUUCCUUAUAAUAAACUGUUCAGUAUU